Molecule: messenger RNA, 1899 nt
Organism: Nymphaea colorata (pocket water lily)
Lineage: Eukaryota; Viridiplantae; Streptophyta; Magnoliopsida; Nymphaeales; Nymphaeaceae
Product: calmodulin-binding receptor-like cytoplasmic kinase 3
Exons: 8
Coding region: 252-1760 (502 amino acids)
Biological process (GO): protein phosphorylation
Molecular function (GO): ATP binding; protein kinase activity
Source: RefSeq, a predicted model, not a curated record
GUAGGCCGCCGGUUAGCAGGUGGCCUCCUUCUUCCUCCCAUCGUCGCUGCUUCUCCUCCCCUUCGUAUUGCUUUUUACUUGCGAUUUUUUCCAUCGGUUUUCUCUACUGGGCUUCCAUAAAUUAUGCGAGUCGGAGGUUCAGACACUAUGCAGUUGAUAGGGUUUUGAUCUUUAGGGGGUUUUCUGUUCAUGGUCUUCUGAAUUGGUCUGGAUGGCUCGGAGAUAAGGUUCGUGCUUGUGGGCUCAUAAGGAUGUUGGCGUACGCCUUGGCCCUGUUUCUUCUAGGACAACUGUUCUGCUCCCUUGCGAACGGGUACCGAGGUUGCGAUGAUGGCCAUCGGAUUUCGUGGUGGAGGCCGCGGGCGUGCGGUCCAGGUUGGAGGAAUGGUGAAGACAGCAUCUUGUUCUGCAGGGAGCUGGAAUUUUUGCUCAGAAAUGGGUGUUUCUCCAGUUCGGAGAUGGAGGAAUGGUGGAGGCUUGGCCAAGACUGCUGCGGUUUCAGCGGUUCAAACCCUAGAGGGAAUGUUGCUCGGAUAGUAGCACGAAAGGAAUUACUGUUUUCAAGGAAUGAAGGAUUUCAUCGCAGUAAUCUUGAGAAUGUUGAUACUGCAGAGGUAAAGCACUCUGACGUGAAGACAGUGGCCGCUGCUGUAUCUGGAAUAUUCUUGUUAUCUUGCAGUAUUCUGUGUCCUUGCCUGCGUGCUAAAAGGAAAGAUGCACACACUGUUCUCCCCAAAGAUCAUUCAACUUCUUUUGACUCAAAUUAUAGAGCUGAACGUACACCAGGAAGCCCACUUCGUGCACCUCCAAGCCCACUUCGAUUCUCACGCACUCCAGAAUUGAGCAGGGUUGGAUCAAUACGUUUCAGCAUCGGCCAGAUUAUCAGAGCUACUAAUAAUUUUGCUCCAACAAUGAAGAUUGGUGAAGGUGGUUCUGCAACUGUAUAUAAAGGUGUGCUGGAAGAUGGCCGGGUUGUAGCUGUUAAACGAGCAAAGCAGGGAACAUUUGAGACUCUACAGAAAGAAUUCAGUACUGAGAUAGAGACCCUAACAAAUGUUGAGCACCGUAGUCUUGUGAAGUUGAUUGGCUUCGUAGACGAGGAUAACGAGAGCAUUAUUGUUUCCGAGUAUGUUCCAAAUGGUACUCUCCGGGAGCAUCUGGAUGGUCUGAAUGGAAAAUCUUUGGAUUUUGCUCAGAGACUAGAAAUUUCCAUUGAUAUUGCUCAUGCGCUCACUUAUCUUCAUGUGUACUCAGGUAAACCCAUCAUCCACUGUGACAUCAAGUCAUCAAACAUUUUGCUGACUGAGAACUUGCGCGCUAAGGUGGCAGACUUUGGAUUUGCAAGAGCAGGUCCAACAAAUGAAGAUGAAACUCACAUAUCCACCAAGGUAAAAGGAACAGCUGGCUACCUGGAUCCUGAGUACGUGAAAACUUAUAGGCUGACAACAAAGAGUGAUGUCUUUUCUUAUGGAAUUUUGCUCCUUGAGAUCUUCUCUGGACGCCGGCCUGUGGAAGUCAAUAGACCUGCAAAUGAGAGGAUCACUGUGAGAUGGGCCUUUCAAUUGUUUAAUGAAAAGAAGUUGCUAGACAUUCUGGAUCCGUCGCUCGAGUCCCCAGGACCGGAGAUAUUACAUGGUUUGUUUCGUUUGGCAUUUAAUUGUGCCGCUCCUAUUAGAUCCGACAGACCCACUAUGAAAGAAGCACAGGAAGAAUUGUGGUCUAUAAGAAAAGAAUAUCACAAGAUGCUGAGAUCAAUGUGAUAUUCUAUGUAAUUAGUUUCUUUCUUUCUCUUUCCCCAUAUUGUAUUUUCUGUUUGUACUUGAGGAUAGACAGAGUUUGUUGUACUAUGCCGAUCCCGAUCGUGAAGUAAAUUUAUCUGCCUGCUACUUUCAGUAUUUA